Molecule: messenger RNA, 2248 nt
Organism: Oreochromis aureus
Lineage: Eukaryota; Metazoa; Chordata; Actinopteri; Cichliformes; Cichlidae
Gene: kctd6a
Product: potassium channel tetramerization domain containing 6a
Exons: 6
Coding region: 198-917 (239 amino acids)
Biological process (GO): protein homooligomerization
Molecular function (GO): protein binding
Source: RefSeq, a predicted model, not a curated record
UUUAUUUUGGCAGAUCUUACCGGAAGUCUUUAGUAUUAAUUAUGACGGAUAUACAGGUUAGCUAGCAAUAGCUCUAACCUCCAUCUGUGUAUGUGGUUCAAGCGGUGGUUGGUAGUGAUGGAGCCGUUAUAGGUGUUUGUGGAGACUGAGAAAUGAUCUUCUCGACCGAUUGAAUUAAGAAGAAACAUUGACUGCAGAUGGAGAAUGGAGACCUGGGUCACAUGAUGGGAGAGCCAGUUACUCUGAACGUGGGCGGCUGUGUGUAUAGCACAUCCCUGUCUACGCUACAGCGCUACCCAGACUCCAUGCUGGGAGCCAUGUUCAGAGGUGACCUCCCCACUGUCAGGGAUGCGCACGGGAACUACUUCAUUGACCGUGACGGCCCACUGUUUCGCUACAUCCUCAACUUCCUGCGGACGUCAGAGCUCACAUUGCCAUGUGACUUCAAGGAGACGGAGCUGCUCAGGAAGGAGGCUGACUUCUAUCAGAUUGAGCCCCUUAUCCAGUGCCUGGGAGACCCCAAGCCGCAGCUGCCCUACCCCACAGACAGCUACGAAGAGGUGGUUGAGCUGUCCAGCACCAGGAAGCUCUCCAAGUACUCCAAUCCUGUUGCAGUCAUCAUCACCCAGCUCACCAUCACCACCAAGGUCCAUGCAAUGCUGGAGUCAAUCUCCUGCAGUUUCACAAAAUGGAACAAACACAUGAUGGACACCAGAGAUUACCAGGUGUCCUUCACCUUCGGGCCAUGUGACCACCAACAGGAGGUCAGCCUCCGUGUCCACCUCCUCGACUUCAUCUCCAAAUCUGGGUUUACGAUACGCAACACGCGUGUUCAUCACAUGAGUGAACGGGCUAAUGAGAACACAGUGGAGCAUCAUUGGACAUUCUGCCGCCGAGCUCGCAAAGUCGAUGAGUGAUGGAUGAAACAAAGGAUUGAUUUACAUUACAGAUAUGUAAUGUGUCAUCAGACACCGACAGAAACUUUUUUGUUUGUUGUUUUGUGAAAACAUUGUAUGUUUUGUGUUUUUGACUUAAUCCACUCAAAGUUAAAGCACAAAGUGAGGUCACUGACAUCAUGAGGACUUCAACAAAUAGUACUACUGCUUUAAAACAAACACCCAAUGGACAAACGUUUACAGACAGACUUCAAGCAUGUGGAAUCUGUUGGUGUUUGACCCUCCAGCACCUUUUGAGAUGAGCUGGAUCUAUGACUGUCUACUUAUCACGUCACUUUCUCGGUGUUGGACUUCAGUAAUCUGGAGUAAACCAGAAGAUUGAAAAUGAUUAUAGUAGCAGAUUAAUAUUCAUGGUUUUAAAUGCAGGUGUUCAGUUAUCAAAUACCUUAAAUGCUUCAUCAUACCUUUGAGUACAUUGUGAGUGUUGGAUACAGUUUUGGCAUGUCAGUGGGAUCAAAAAUUGGUUGUCUGUCAUUGUUCACUACAAAUUAAAAAAUUUUUUUAAAAAAGGUCUGUUUUGUGUUAUUAAAAUUGGUCAGAAUUAGGUUUUAGUUUUUUGGGGGUUUUUCUAAACUUUAAAUUUGAACAAAAUGAAAACUAAAAGAGUUUAAAAUCACAUGAGCCAAUAUUUUAUCCACAACAGAAUAUAAAUUAUAUAACAAGUGUUUAAAUAACAAACUGAGAAGUUUUACAAUCUUAUGCACAAAAUUAGCUCAUUUCAAAUUUGAUGCUUGCUACUGGUCUCAAAGUUGGGGCAGGGGCAUGUUUACCAUGGUGUAUCAUCUUCUCUUCUUUUCAAAACUGCUUGAAGACGUCUGGGCAUCGAGGUUAUGAGUCUGGAGAUUUGGUGUUGGAAUUCCCAUUUUUGCCUCAUAUAGGUUUCUAGCUGCUGAAGAGUUUGUGGUUGUCUUUAACGUAUUUUUUGUUUAAUGAUGUGCCAUAUUUUCUCUAUAGGGAAACCUUUAUAUACCUUUCAGCAUUCAUAGUUCCUUCCAAAAAAUGCAAGCUGCCCAUACCGUGUGCACUUAUGUACCCCAAUAUCAUCAGAGUCUUGUUACGUUCUUUGUCCAUCACAUCACUCCUGUUCUGCAGCAGCUUCAUUGGCUCCCGGUCAAGUAUCGUAUCAAUUUCAAAAUACUCUUGUACGAAUUUAAAGCUAUUCAUCAUCUCUCUGAUCUGGUUAACAUCACCGCCCCAUCUCGUUGUCUCAGAUCUUCUUCUUCCCUUUCACUCUCCGUCCCCUCCCCCCGUCUUGUCACCAUGGGGAGCAGGGCUUUCAGCUGCUCUGCUCC